Molecule: messenger RNA, 2384 nt
Organism: Dromaius novaehollandiae (emu)
Lineage: Eukaryota; Metazoa; Chordata; Aves; Casuariiformes; Dromaiidae
Gene: DDRGK1
Product: DDRGK domain containing 1
Exons: 9
Coding region: 76-975 (299 amino acids)
Source: RefSeq, a predicted model, not a curated record
UCCCCCCCCCCCCCCCGCGGGCCGGUGUGGUGGGGGCGGGGGCGGGGCCUGGCGGCGCUGCGGGCGGGCGGGAGGAUGGACCCGGUGCUGCUCGCCGUGGCCGCCGCGCUCCUCGCCGUCCUCCUCAUCUUCGUCCCCCGCCUCCGGGGCCAGGCGAGGGCAGCUGAUGAGGAACACCAGCAAAAUGUGGCGGCGGCAGCAGCAGUGGCCAGACCUCGGCCCCAAACUGAGGAACGAGGGGAUGGGAUGCCCAGGCGACGAAGGAACAUGGGAAAUCGGAUGAUGGCCCAGAGGAGAGCACAGCAGGCGGAAGACUGGGCCGAAGAAGAAGAUGAUGGUGAAGAGGUGCCAGAAUUUCAGGUGUCUGGGAAAAUCGGAGCAAAGAAACAGAGGAAAUUAGAAGAGAAACAAGCCAGAAAAGCGCAGAGAGAGGCUGAAGAAGCAGAGCGAGAAGAACGGAAAAAACUUGAGUCAAAGAGAGAGGAGGAAAGGCGGAAAGAAGAGGAGAGAAUACGUCUUGAAGAAGAACGACAGGAAGAGGAAAAAAAGAAGGCAAAGGAAGAAGAGGAGAAGAGAGAGUAUGAAGAGUACCUGAAGCUGAAGGAGAGUUUCGUAGUUGAAGAGGAAGGAGUUGAAGAAUCAAUGACAGAGGAAGAGUCUCGUAGCUUUCUAAUGGAAUUUCUCGAAUAUGUCAAGAAAGCGAAAGUAAUUCAGCUGGAGGACUUGGCUUCUCAUUUGGGUUUAAGAACACAGGAUGCAAUUAACAGAAUCCAGGACUUGAUGGCAGAUGGCACUUUAACAGGUGUGAUUGAUGACAGAGGAAAGUUCAUCUAUAUCACUCCGGAGGAGAUGGCUGCAGUGGCUCGGUUUAUCAAACAGAGAGGACGGGUCUCCAUUGCAGAACUGGCCCAAGCCAGCAAUUCCCUGAUCAACCUCCAGCCUGACAGCGGAGCUGUCGCUCAGACAGUGGCAUGAAAGUGCAGCUUGAAAACACAGCAGGAGUUUAACCUGAUAGUGAAUAAGCCACAUAAUUAAAAACAAACAAAAAACCCUCCAAUCCAUUCACAGUUAUUUCAGAUAAGACACUUUUUUAAGCAUUAGCUGCAAGACUUUGCUGAAGUUUUGCUUUUGAUUCUGUCAGAUAGUUGAUAUAAAGUUGGACUGUCAUUUCUACAAUAGAUGCUAGUCAAGAACUUGGGGCUCAACCAUUCUGCUGCAGCUGUACCCCAGAAAUCUGAGUAGUUUGUACCUGGUUACUUUUUUAUCUUGGCAGUUAGUCCCAUGUGAACAUACCAAACUUCUCAUUGUUUCCAGGUUCCUGUGUCAAUAUCAAAUACAUUUGGUCUUGAUUGCACCCAGGAUUCUCCAGGCUUGCUCUGAACAUGCUGAGCUGUAUAAUUUUGUGGCAAUGAUGAAUACAGCCUGGAACAAUAGGUCUGUGGGGAUGAGGCUUGCAGAUUUUGUCUUCUGCAUCAACAUUGGAAGGGCAUAGAAAAAAAAGUUGUUCUUACUGAAAUGAUGAAACUUUCUGGGGUGCAUGCUAUGUUGUUAGAACUUCAAAAAGUGAUUUCAGAAAGCUUUUGCCAUAUAAAUACUUGUUUGGUUUGAUUUGUAUAAUGCCACAAGUUUGCUUGCAGCCAAGCAGUGAUAAUGUCUAUAGCCAAAAGACACAAAUAUCUCCAGGAAAAGGCAAAUUCCCCUAAUUCACUGCGCAGGCCAAUUCUACUGAUACCAGCUGGAUUCUGAUGGUUCGUCUUUUGAAGUAAGAGCCAGCUCAGUGUGCCUGAAGGCCUUGGACCAGUGCGUUUAAUAAUUUAAAAAAAGAGAGAGACCAAUUUCAGGGACUAUGAAUCACACAAUGUUACAAGUAAGUGAUUAUUAAUAUCUUUUGUAAUUGUAGGGGUCAAUGUAUUUCCUGCAUAAGAAGCAUUUAUUUUCUAAUAGCCUAAUAGAUGCUUUGUUAUUUUUCCCUUCUGAAAUGAACAGAAUCUACCAGGAUAUACAAUAGUGAGGUGAGGGGUGGGCUGAUUUCCUCUUUGCCAAGCUUAGAGGUGAAUUGGCUUGACUGUUUUAUUGCUGUCUCAUCUCACUGAUAACACGGCUUCCAAUGGAAGGAAGCACAUUUCGUGUGUAACCUCUGCGCUACUGCUGAAUGCGUGCUACCCUGCAGCAAUGCUGAGUUACAGUGCAGCACCAAUAGUGGUAUGAAGAUUGGUAUGUCUUCACUGUGUUGCAGGACAGUAGUCAGCAAUUUGAGCAAGUAUCAAAUGAUAUUUGAGGCUUCCCCCUAAAAUAUUCAAAAUUUGAUUUUGCCAUUAAUAUCUGGUUGAUGUUCUGUCCUGGACUAUUCUUGUAGUAAAAUAAAUUUUCUUGAAAGAAUUGCA